Messenger RNA from Balaenoptera musculus (blue whale), 4215 nucleotides. RefSeq names its product mastermind like domain containing 1 (gene MAMLD1). The transcript is spliced from 5 exons. Gene Ontology annotation, biological process: regulation of transcription by RNA polymerase II. The record is from RefSeq and is a predicted model, not a curated record. NCBI's taxonomy places the organism in Eukaryota, Metazoa, Chordata, Mammalia, Artiodactyla, Balaenopteridae. Gene Ontology annotation, cellular component: nuclear body. Bases 147 to 3179 code for a protein of 1010 amino acids.
CUCUCGCCAGCAGCGCACCGUCUAGGCGGGCCACCUGCCACCUAAAACACCGACCGCUUCCCGCUGCGUGCGGAGCCACCGAGCCCUGUGUCUAGGUCGUUUGGGAAGCGCCUUGGAGAGUCAAGAAUAAAAUUGCAGGUCAAACAAUGGAUGACUGGAAAAGUCGGCUUGUAAUCAAGAGCAUGCUUCCCCAUUUCGCCGUGGUGGGAAAUCGUCAGGAGCCCAGAAAGCUCCAGGAAUCGCCACAGGGAACCGUUAAGAGGAGACAGGAAGGAGAAACUUUCCAGCUUUCAGGCAUGGCCGAAGGAGGUUACCCUAAUAAAAUUAAGAGACCAUGCCUUGAAGAUGUCACCCUUUCGAUGGGCCCCGGCGCCCAUCCCAGCACAGCCUGUGCAGAGCUGCAGGUUCCUGCGUUAGCCAUGAACCCUAGCUCUGCAGCGAUGGGAGCAGCUGGCCAUUCAUUACUACUCGAAAAUAACCCCAUGAACGGCAGCGUAAUGGGCUCACCGUUUGUGGUGCCACCAACUGCGGAAAUGGGACUGAAAGGCCCCCCUCUUUCUUACUAUGACAAGACCAACACUGUGCCUGCUGUGGACCAGGAACUUCAAGAUCUGCUGGAGGAGCUAACAAAAAUUCAAGAACCUUCUCCGAGUGAGCUCGACCUUGAAAAAAUCCUGGGGAGCAAGCCGGAAGAACUGCUGGUCUUAGAUCACCCCCCGGCCACCCUAGGCGUGACUCCCAAGCCUGCGGUUCAGAUGCCACACUUGGAGAGCCUUGGUUCCAGCAAGGACUUCGCUUCGAGCUGCAGCCAGGUCCCUGGGGUGUCGCUGCAAAUCCCGCCCUCCUCCGCGGGGAUCAGCUACGUCAUUCCCUCCACCAGUAAGCAGAUGGUCUCCCCCAGUUCUUCAACAGCACAGGCCAAGAGCCAGGUCCAGGCGCCGCUCCCUGCGGCUGCCUUGCCCCCGCUCCCUGCGGCUGCCUUGCCCCCGCUCCCAGUGCCUCAGUGGCACCACGCCCACCAGCUGAAGGCGCUGGCGGCCAGCAAGCAGGGCUCCAGUACGAAGCAGCCGGGCCCCGCUCCCAGAUGGUCUGGCCUGCCUCUUCCCGGCCUCUCCCCGCCUUACCGCCCGCUGCCCUCACCACAGCCGCUGCAGCCCUUCAGCCCUCAGGGCCUCAUGGUGUCCUGCAUGUCGUCGAGCAGCCUGCCGGCGAGUGCUCUGCAGGCCUCUCCCAAUGCCUUAUUGUCCAGCGUGGCGCCCAGCAGCGGCGCUGCCCUGGGGCCGGCCAUGACCUAUGCCCCCGAGAAGCUCCCCAGCCCCGCGCUCCAGCAGCAGCCGCAGUUCAGCCCGCAGCCCUCCAUCCUCGCCAACCUGGUGUCCUCCACCAUCAAACACCCUCAAGGGCACCUGCUAUCCACUCUGCCCACCAGCAACCCGGGGCCCUCCACUCCCUACCACCCAGAGAAGCUGUCCAGCUCCGGCCUGCCGCAGUGCCCCCUGAUCCGGAGCCUCACUCCCACCAGCAGUCAGCUCAGCCCGCAGCAGCCGCAGCUGCAGCUGCAGCUGCCGCCGCUGCCGCCGCCAGCCAGUACCAUCCUCAAGCCCAUGGCCACCAGCUCACCCAGAACCCUGAGCCUGAUCGCGCAGCAGGGGCUGGCCGGCCCCAGCCUGGGAGCCCCGGAGCCUUUUACUUUCGGCCACACCAAGCCCUUGUCACAUUUCGUCUCUGAGCCGGGCCCCCCGAAGAUGCCCUUGGUGCCUGCCGCGUCUCGGCAGCCUGCCCUGCUCCACUACUUGCAGCAGCCGACGCUGACGCCGGCCUCUUCUGCCACGGUCUCGUCCACGGCCACAGCCAGCUUGCAGCUGCAGCAGCAGCCGGACGCUGCUUCGUUCCUUCUGCAGCACGUGACGCAGCAGCCGCAGCGCGUUCGGCGGUCGGUGGCCUCGGAUUCCAUGCCUUCUCUGCCCAGACAGCAAGAGAAGCAGAUAUCAGGUCUUAUGGCAAUGAUCCCUGAACAGCAGAGAGCAUAUCUCGCCCAACAGUUGAGUCAAUUUCAAGCCGUCCAAGAUCAAGUCACCUCCAAGUGUAGCCGGACCAAGGCAAGCUCCCUACCUAGCCAACCCAUGAUGCCACCCAGAGCUGGGCUCCUUCAGAACAGUCUGAGUCCAGGAAUGCUCCCACCCACCAGGCACCGGAGCCGGGAGGGCGUGGGCCUGAUCUCACCAACUCCAGGCAAGCAGCAAGGGAUUUUCAGCUUCAGCCCCCCGUUUCUCACACCCUUGCACUUGAGCCACAACCCCGCAGGCAGCCUCGGGCCCGUCUGCCGGCGCACGCGGAUUCCCAAGGCCGCCCCCACGGGAGUGCCCCUGCCCGGCUUCUGUCCCAGCCCCCUGGGCAGCCAGCCCCUGAGUCCCCACCAGUCCAGACAGCCCUGCGUGCCGAGAGUGCCCACCGUGCUCCACAGCGCUGCCUGGGUGGCAGCAGCAGCUCUGACCACCACGGUGCUGAGGGAGCCACCCCCGAGCCAAGCAGCCCGUGGCAUCCAGCAGCAUUUCGAGAGCAAUUCCCUCUUUGCCAAGGCCCCCGUGAGAGUCCCCCUGGGAGCCCCAGCGUUUCCUUCACAACAGGCAGUUGUGUCCCCCAGUCAGGUGGCCCCGGGAGGCAGACCCAGCCAGAAGGUGGGUGCUGCCCCCGCCAACCCCAGCUUCAGCCUGCUGGGCCACCAGAGCCUCAGACAGAGCCCGCCGCACGCCACCAAGUCCCUCCAGCAAGGCAUGGCCAGCUUCAGGCCCAUGAGUCCCAUCCAGGGCAUCGAGCCACCAAGCUAUGUGGCUGCCACCGCCACCACCGCCGCCGCCGCCGCUUCCACCGUCGCUGCCAGCCCGUCCCCCGGUCCCUUCAACAGCGUGGGGAGCCCCCCUGAGUUGCCACCCUAUGCCUUGUUGCCCCAGGCCUCACUGAACGAUCUCACCUCACCCCCUGACUGCACUGAGGUGGAUUUCAUCGAAGCUCUCUUGAAAGGCCCCGACGUGAGCCCAGAUGAAAACUGGGUGUGCAACCUGAGGCUGAUCGAUGACGUUCUAGAACAGCACGCUGCUGCCGAAACUGCCGCAGCCCAGAGUGCCGGCCACGUCCCUGAGCAGGCUGGCCACAUCCCGCAGGACGCUGGCGAGCUUUAAAUGCCCAGAGAAACCUCCACGUGGGGAGCGGUGUGAGUCCACAGCAAAUUCGCAGCUGGUCCCACGUAGCCACACGCUUGUUGCCUCAUUACAAUUUGAGGGGCGUCAGCCCACGCCCACCCCUCUCUCUACCUGUGACAAAAUGGAAAGCUGGUGAUUUUUCAAGCUACCUGUACAUACCUGAAAAUUUUGUAAAUGGUUUUCCUAAACAUUCAUGGCAGAAGUAUUUAUACUUCGUUUUGUGACUUUGUAAAUAAAGUGACGGCUUUCCUUUCAGUAGAGCUGUGUUCAUCACGCAUUGUCUGUGUUUAUUGUACAUUGUUGCAAAUACGCAGACUGUGUUCCUCGCUCCAGCCAUACCUUAUCAACCAGGUGGUGGAGUCAUGUACGCUUUAGAUGCAAUGGUGGAUGUGAUCAAGAGGUGUUGUGCAAACUGACGAAUACCAAAUAGAAACUCACUUGGCCAUUUAUUGCCAUUUCCACUGAAACUUCUGUCGCCCUGUGUGGUUCUUAACCUCUUUCGCAAACCUUUCAGUCUCUGCUAGCUCUUUCCUGGUGAGCAUAUUACAGCACAAGCCAUUUUAUCGUUAAGUGCCCCUCAGAGGAAUUAUUUGCCAGGAGGCCGGAGAGUUCUGUAGAUUUGGGAGAAGCAAAGAGAGAAUGUGUGAGCUGGGCACUGUCUGAGUAUCUUGAGCGCCCUCCCUUUAUCACUCAGACGGUUGGCACUACUCCAGCCGCACCUUGCAGGGUGGAGGCGAGAUGCCCCCGGUUUAAAGCCUUUCGGUAUUUGUUUUGAUGUCAGGCUCUGUGGUCUGGGGGAAAAUGAGUCUGUAAACAUUAAUUGUUGAUUCGGGCUUUGUCUUUGAUGCUUUCUAUCUGCAAUUAUCGUCAUGUGUAUUUAAGUGUCUGUUAUAGAAAACCCACACCCACUGUCCUGUAAACUUUUCUCAGUGUCCAAAUUCUGUGUAAUCACAUUUUAAUUGCCACCUCGUAUUUCACCUCUACAUUUGAAACCUGGCUUCUGUUUCAAACCAGU